UAAUCUCUUCUAGAAGGUUCCGAGAGUGGCAGAAUGAACGGCGCGCCCCCCCUCUUUCUGGAAGCCGGCGGGGCCCCGUGCCCUGAGGCCUGGGUGUACUACAGACACGCCUGCUACCACUUUUCCAAGGAGAGGAGAAGCUGGCAGAGGAGCCGGGCCGCUUGCCUGUCCUUGAACUCGAGCCUCCUGAGAGUCUACAGCCGGGAGCAGCAGGAUUUCCUGAGGCUGCUCAAGUCUUACCACUGGCUGGGCCUGGUCAGAAGCCCUGCGAACGGAUCGUGGCAGUGGGAAGACGGCUCGGAGCUCCAGGCCCAGCAGCUGACCCUGCUGGCGAUGCAGAACGGCACCUGCUGCGUGUACGGCUCGAGCUUCAAGGCGUACGCCGAGGACUGCCUGAGCCUGAACGCCUACAUCUGCAUGCGGAGGGGGCGGCGGCGGCCUCGAUGA
This is a messenger RNA of Perognathus longimembris pacificus (Pacific pocket mouse), 447 nucleotides long. Its product is annotated as NKG2-D type II integral membrane protein-like. Gene Ontology annotation, molecular function: signaling receptor activity. Lineage: Eukaryota; Metazoa; Chordata; Mammalia; Rodentia; Heteromyidae. Gene Ontology annotation, cellular component: external side of plasma membrane. Bases 34 to 447 code for a protein of 137 amino acids. Gene Ontology annotation, biological process: positive regulation of natural killer cell mediated cytotoxicity. The transcript has 3 exons. The record is from RefSeq and is a predicted model, not a curated record.